UGAUUUAACAGGACUAGACAAGUGCAUAAUAAUCGGAGUAUUGUGCCAAAUUAUGCUGACAAUAAUAAUUGUUAAUAGAAAGCCCACCUAUAUAUUCACUGAUUCGUACAGUUUCGUUGCAAAUAGUAUUUCAUUGUAUUAGAGUGUAACUAUUUCUUUUUGAAUCAAAUAAUUGUUGAUCGGUACAUUUUGUGAUAUCUGUGUCUUGUUAUUUUAAACGCUCUUGGUAGGUUUCUUUCAAUUCAGGUAUAUAUAAUAGGAAAAAAAUAAUUAAAAAAAAAUGUUACGUUACAUAACGUAUAAUGAAAAAAUAGAUUUCCACGGUAAGGUAAUACUUUGGAAAGUCAAGCGAAUUUCCAUAUUAAUCUCGAAUGUGAUUCAAUGGACAAAGAUUAAAACUUUACUAACAUAUUACUGAAUACGUCAAGAAGAGUUUAAAACAAUUGAAAAUUAAUGACAUCCGUUAUUCUAUCAUAAUUAUUAGAUUCGAGAUAUGGGAAAACUAUAAUGAAGUCGUAAACAUGUUUGCAUUAGGUACAACAAUGGUAUUGGUGGAAAUAUUACGUGAAUAUAACGUAUCACAUAUCUUGUGAGCGAAAAUAAAUGUAAAAAGGUGUUUAUCUCGAUUCUGAAAAUAUAUUAAUUGUUUCGUAAUAUAAAGGGCGGACUUUCUUUGACUGGAAAUCGUAACGAUUUCGAGAUAACUGUCAAACAUGACUUUUUUAAUAUGAAAGUAACGCUACGAAUGAAGAAAAUUGCACUUAAUAUCAGAGAAAACAACCUCAUAACCUUUUGACACAUCAUGGCAAAUCCAGGUGACUCUAUUAUAUGUGGCGGCUUCUCAUUUUAUAAUAAUUUUGACUCAGCUAAUUUAGCGAAAGUUGAACUAGUAAAAGUGCCAGAGACUUUUGAAAAGGAUGCAUGUGAAACAGAGAAUAAAUCAUGUAGAAGCUCAAAUUCAGAAGAUGCUACAGAUUAUGAGUUUAAUUUAUGGACAAAACAUGAUUGUCAUGGAACACAAUAUCAAAACAACAACAGAACAUGGUUUUACUUUGGCGUUAAAGCUAGUACUCCAGGAGUUUAUAUAAAAUUCAAUAUAAUUAAUUUGAAUAAACAAGUUAAAAUGUUCAGUCAAGGAAUGUGUCCGGUUUUUAAAGUUGUACCUGGUCAUCUGCAUUGGGAAAGGAUCCGCGAUAAACCUACCUACACUUUGGAUCAAAAAGGAAGUGAUUUUACAUUGUCAUUUGUUUACUUUGCUCCUGAAAAUCCAAAAGCAAUAACAUAUUUUGCAUUCACUUACCCUUUUUCUUACUCCGAUCUACAAAAUUAUUUGAGAAGAGUUGAAGCAAGAAUAUUAAAGAGAAGUAUAACAUCUGCAGAUGAUGUUUAUUAUCAUAGAGAAUGUGCAAUAAAAUCUUUAGAGGGACGGAGGAUGGAUCUAAUAACAAUAAGCUCAUUUCAUAACAUAUCAACGGAGAGAGAAGAUAGACUGAAUAACAUGUUUCCUGAAAAAACUGAGGAAAGACCUUUUAAAUUUUGGGAUAAAAAAGUAAUUUUUAUUAGUGCGAGAGUCCAUCCAGGAGAAACACCAUCUAGUUUUGUUUUUAAUGGUUUCCUUAAUUUUCUGAUAAAUCGCGAGGAUAACAUUGCAAUUAAUCUUCGUCGCCUUUAUGUGUUCAAAUUGAUACCAAUGCUCAACCCUGAUGGUGUAGUUAGAGGUCAUUACCGAAUGGAUACUAGAGGAAUAAAUCUCAAUAGAGUCUAUCUCAAUCCUUCUUUAAAAGAUCAUCCAACAAUAUAUGCUGCAAGAAAUUUGAUAAGGUAUUAUCAUCAUACGUAUCAGCUGCCAAAAGAGGACGAGAUUUCAAAUAUGUGUAUAGGAAAUGGCGAAAAUACGUUAACUGUUAUUGAUUCCUCUUGUGCAAUUGCAAAUAUAGUACGCGAUACAACGACGAGAUUACUCCAGCAGGAAUGUGCAUCACCAAAAACAGAUUUGGAUGACAUACCUCAGGGUGGUGGAGAAGGCCUGUGUAAUAAAGCAGAAGAAAGUAAUAAUUCUGUAGAACUUAAAUCUGAUAAAAAGACUUAUACAGCUAUUGGUAUAGGACAAUUACCCAAAGAAGACUCUGGAUUAUAUUUAUAUAUUGAUCUUCAUGGUCAUGCUUCAAAAAAGGGUGUUUUCAUGUAUGGCAACUACUUUGAUAAUGCAGAGGACACAAUAAUGUGUAUGCUUUUACCAAAAUUAAUGUCCAUUAACAAUCCAAAUUUUCAUUUUACUUCGUGCAAUUUUACAGAAAGAAAUAUGUAUAUUAUAGAUAAGAGAGACGGUAUGUCAAGAGAAGGAUCGGGUCGAGUAGCUGUAUAUAAACUCACUGGAUUGAUACGUAGUUAUACUCUUGAGUGUAACUAUAAUUCUGGACGUUUAGUAAAUUCAAUACCUUCAAGAAUUCGUGAUGGUGUGAACAAAACCGUAACACAUAUGUUUGUUCCACCAAAGUAUACUCCAGCAGUUUUCGAAGCGGUUGGAGCAGCAUUAGGUCCUUCAAUUCUUGACCUGACAAAUAAUAAUCCUAACAGUCGACUGCCAAAUAGCCAAUAUCGUUCUUUAAGAGGUGUAAAGUCUUAUUUAAAAUUAGCAUAUGUGAACAAUGUUUCCUCGCCAAACGGCAAAUCUCUACAUAAGGACGAUAAUAAUAUUAUACCUUCAGAUUCUUAUAAUUUAAAAGACAUUGAAUCUCAAAUAAGUAACUCUUCCGUUGGGUUAAAGAACUCGAUGAAGAGUGAAACAAGUUUCGUAAAAAAACCAUGCAUCAUUCGUCGUACUACGUCUCUUUAUACCGCAGUAAAAAGAAUAAAAAACAAUAAAAAAGUUCGACAAACUGUAACUCGUAGGCCGCUAAAAAAUCAAUGCGUUAAUGAUAUCGAGAGCAGUUCAAAAAUUCCUGUAAUCGGACCAAAAAGUAUCGUAAAGUCAUUUUUAAAAACUUCAGAGAAUCGCUUGAAAAGUUCAUGUUUUGGAUGUAUCAACGAUUCUUCAGAAAUAAGAGAUAUUCAAUAUGCGAAUAAAAAAUUAAUAGCGACAAACAAAUUCUCCAAGAUGGCGUUGUCUUCCGAAGAAACAGCAAUUGUAAAACAUGGAGCGAAAAGAUUAAAAAUUGUUUCUAUGAAAGCAAAUAAAGGGAAAUCGGAAGUUGGCGAGUCAUCUAACAACGUUCCGGAAACGAUAAAAUCGCCAUCGAAAACGUUGUUUUUGUCCAACAAGCAAAACGUAAGAGGGACUACAAAAGCAAUGAAGAAAUAUUGUCAUAAAAUGGAAUAAAACAAGUCGAAGUCUUCCAAGCAGAAAGAAUCAAUAGAGGUAGUAUAGUAAUUGCAAACUUAUUGAGUAACGAAAAUGCAAACAGAAUUCUAAAUUAGCCCGUAAAGCAUGAUGCCGUAGAAAAUUAAUGCUUUAGCGAUCUGUUGUAGCUUUAUAAAUUCUUUUAGACAAAUACUUUAAACAUAAAAAAUAUAUAUAAGUUAUAUUUAUUACGUAAUUACGGAAAUUACGUAAAUUAUUUAAUUAGUAGCCGCAAGGAAAAAUAAUAAAUAAUUUAUCAUGUUGUUGAAGAAAAGUGAAGAUAUAUUUAUUUUCUUUUUAUUUUUUCAAACAGAAAAUUUAAAGAUGUUAUGUUUGUAUUACAUAAAAUAAUGUAAAAUAAUUUCGUGAAAACAUCUCAGUCUAAUGAUACUUAUACGAUUAAAUCGAAUUGUAUGAAAUUUAAUUUAAUUUAAAAUUACAGUACAGUAUACUAUUCUAUAGUACCUCUUACUGUGAAUGCGUACGUAUAUAAAUUUUAGAAUGAUAUAUUAUUUAUGUAAAGACAAAACAAUAGAAAUAUAAUAAACACUAAUAUACAAUACCGAAU
Messenger RNA from Bombus huntii, 3908 nucleotides. RefSeq names its product cytosolic carboxypeptidase-like protein 5. Bases 803 to 3319 code for a protein of 838 amino acids. Lineage: Eukaryota; Metazoa; Arthropoda; Insecta; Hymenoptera; Apidae. Gene Ontology annotation, molecular function: zinc ion binding; metallocarboxypeptidase activity. The transcript has 11 exons. The record is from RefSeq and is a predicted model, not a curated record. Gene Ontology annotation, biological process: proteolysis; protein deglutamylation.